Molecule: messenger RNA, 1884 nt
Organism: Plasmodium gonderi
Lineage: Eukaryota; Apicomplexa; Aconoidasida; Haemosporida; Plasmodiidae
Product: subtilisin-like protease 1
Exons: 1
Coding region: 1-1884 (627 amino acids)
Biological process (GO): proteolysis
Molecular function (GO): serine-type endopeptidase activity
Source: RefSeq, a predicted model, not a curated record
AUGAUUCUAUCAUCUGGAGCGAAACUGUUUUUGUACCACUGCAUUAUCCAGUUUCUGCUGAAAGGAACUUCCGGAAAUGACAAUUUGUUAAAUGGGGAGAAAAACCCACAAGAUGAUGUACACAAAAUUAUAAACGAAUUGCGGUUCCUAGAAAAGGUAGAGACAAUUUUAGAAAAUACAAACAUUGGUGUUUCAGAUAUAGAUGCAGAUGCUAAUGCAUAUAACCCUGAUAAAGAUGCCCCUAAAGAAGAACUAGAUAAACUUAUGGACCAAAAUGAAGAAAAGGAAAAAGUAAAUCCGAAUUUAAGAAAACAUGGUCACCUAGUAGAAGAAAAAGAAUUAACAAAGAACAAGAAAAAAUCUCUGCGUUUAUUAGUUAGCGAGAAUCAUAAAACAAGUCCUUCAUUUUUUGAAGAAUCUUUACUUCAAGAAGAUGUACUAAGUUUUAUCCAAAGCAAAGGAACAUUGUCUAAUUUGAAAAAUAUAAAAUCGGUAAUAAUCGAAUUAAAUACUGAUACGACAGAUGAGGAAUUAGAGGAAUACAUUAAGACGCUGGAAAAUAAAGGGGCUCUAAUAGAAUCUGAUAAAUUGGUGGGAGCUGACGAUAUCAGCGUCUCAGCUAUCAGAGAUGCAGUGAAAAGAGGUGCGAACAGCAUAGAUUUGAAAGAACUUCACAAUAAUAUGCUGGAAAUGAAGGAAAUGAAGGAAAACCAGUAUGAACAAGAUUAUACUGAGAAAGAUAGCGAUGAGGACUAUGACGAUGUAUCUCCAGAUUCUUCUGCACAAAUGGGUUCAUACCUUAGUAGAAAAAAUAAGUCUUCAAAUUACAAAUUUAACGACGAAUAUAGAAAUUUGCAAUGGGGACUAGACUUGGCCAGAUUAGAUGAAACACAAGAUUUAAUAAACCUGAACAGAGUUAGUGAAACAAAAAUCUGUGUAAUUGAUAGUGGAAUAGAUUACAAUCAUCCAGAUUUAAAAAAUAACAUAGAUGUAAAUUUAAAAGAAUUACAUGGUAGAGAUGGUGUAGAUGAUGACAAUAAUGGAAUCAUUGAUGAUAUAUAUGGAGCAAAUUUUGUAAAUAAUAGUGGUGAUCCCAUGGAUGACAAUUAUCAUGGUACACAUGUAUCUGGAAUCAUUUCAGCCAUAGGAAAUAAUGAUAUAGGUAUAGUUGGGGUAGAUACAAAUUCUAAAUUAAUCAUAUGUAAAGCUUUAGAUCAACAUAAAUUAGGAAGAUUAGGAGAUAUGUUUAAAUGUAUUGAUUAUUGUAUAAGCAGAAAAGCACAUAUGAUUAAUGGUAGUUUUUCAUUUGAUGAAUAUAGUAGUAUUUUUAAUGCAUCUGUUGAAUAUUUAAGAUCCUUAGGAAUUUUAUUUUUCGCUUCAGCUAGUAAUUGUUCUCAUAGUAAAUAUGCGAAACCUGAUAUUACCAAAUGUGAUCUAUCCGUUAAUUCCAGAUAUCCUCCAAUGUUAUCUAAAACACACGAUAAUGUUAUAGCUGUUGCAAAUUUAAAAAAAGACGUGGGUAACAAUUAUUCCUUAUCUAUUAAUUCUUUUUAUAGUAAUAUUUAUUGUCAGAUUGCCGCACCUGGUACUAAUAUAUAUUCUACCACACCUUUGAACAGUUAUAGAAAAUUGAACGGUACUUCUAUGGCAUCUCCUCAUGUAGCUGCAAUUGCUUCUAUCAUUCGUUCAAUCAACCCGAAUCUUACUUAUAAGCAAAUCAUAGAAAUAUUAAAAAAAGCCAUAGUCAAGCUUUCAUCUGUUACUACAAAAGUUGCAUGGGGAGGUUACGUUGACAUAAUGAAGGCAGUUAAGCUAGCUAUCGAUUCUAAGUCUUCUCCCUACAUCAAGAAACAAUCGUGGUUCAGGUGGAAGCACACGAGAUGA